GAGCUUAUUACACUGCUGUCUCCCUUGGUUUCAGGGCACCAUGUCGUCUAAAGAGUUUAGUACUCUGAGUGGCAUGUACCCCGUGCUUACUGACGAGAAACUUAGCGAGGUGCUCUGUGAUUUGUUUAGGGAAAAUAUUGCCUUUGCUCGAUGGGAGUACGUUGGGGAAGCGGGCAAAGGUGACUCGUACUUAAGCGAAAUCAUUCGUAUCAAAAUCUUCGGAAAAACCGACUGUGGGGACUUCAAACACAUCAUCCAAGUAGUUCUCAAGAGUAUCCCUAGAAGCGUCUCCCGUCGUAUCACAUUUAGAAGCGACGAAUUUUUCAAAAACGAAAUACUUUUCUACACCGAAGUCUUACCAGUAAUGCUCAAGUUCCAGUCUACCAAAAACAUGUCAGAGCCAUUCGAUAAUUAUCCAAAAGUGUUCCUAACGCAUUGUGAUGGAGAAAACGAUAUCAUUUGUCUCGAAGAUGCUACUGUUUUAAGCUUUGGACACCCUAUUAGGCAAGAAGGAGUUAACUUAGAACAUUGCAGGGUAACUUACAGAACUUUGGCUAAAUUUCACGCUUUAUCUUUUGCAAUGAGUGACCAGGAGCCAAAAGAAUUUAACAGGAUAAGCAAUAUAAUAUUUGAAACAUACUAUGAUGAGCGUCUCUGGAAUUGGUACGAGACUUUUUGGAAGCGCCUAUGUGGUAUCGCCAUCGACGCCGUUGAAAAAGAAUAUCCAAAUUCCAAAUACGUUGAAAAACUUAAAGAAUUCGCUGUUCCAGAGAGGUACAAAGAGAUGAUAAAAGCAGUCCAAGAUCGCAAAAAUGGCGUGAUUUCUCACGGUGAUGCUUGGACGAAUAAUUUCUUGUACAAGUAUGUAAAUGGACGGCCCGUAGACGCUAUACUAAUCGAUUUCCAGCUCGCUAGAUGCGCUUCUCCAGUUUUGGAUAUCUCUUAUUUCAUGUAUUCUUGUACUACCCAGGAUAUGCGGGAGAAACAUUAUGAUGAACUAUUGAAGUAUUAUUAUGAGGUCCUGUCGAGCCAGAUAAGGGGGUAUGGAAGUGAUCCGGACAAGGUUUACUCAUGGGACAGCUAUAUGGAGGAGGUGAAGAAGUAUUCGUUUUUCGGUCUGGCGUUUAGUUUAGAGGCAACACCGCAUAUGGUGCUGCCUCCGGAGGAAGCUUUUGAUAUGGACAUAAAGGGUGACAAAAAGCGCAAUAUAGACGAAAUCUGGACGUUGGCACCGUUCAAGACCAAAGAGGGACGUCAGAGGGAGGCCAACAAUGUGAAACACUGCGUCGACCGAGGAUACAUAUAAAAUUU
Messenger RNA from Cydia amplana, 1311 nucleotides. RefSeq lists its product as uncharacterized. Lineage: Eukaryota; Metazoa; Arthropoda; Insecta; Lepidoptera; Tortricidae. Bases 41 to 1306 code for a protein of 421 amino acids. The record is from RefSeq and is a predicted model, not a curated record. The transcript is spliced from 3 exons.